AUUAACUCAGUGUGCUAGUUCCCAGGACUGUCAACCAGCUGUCAAAUCCCAUUGCUGCCAACUUGACAACAACUUCCUUCUUUUACGGUCUUUUCGACGUGAAACGUGCUGAACGAUACAGAGGAUGCCUGCCACGGCUAAGACUGCUGCAGCCGCCAAGGCACCAGCCUCCGGCGACAAGAAGGUCAAGGAGAAGAAAAAAUUACCGGCAGUGCCGGAAUCGAAGCUGAAGGCUACCAAGGCGAAAGUGUUCGCCCGUCCUGGAAGCUUGCUUCGUCGCCGACAGGUGCAGUCCAUCAAGCUGCUCCGACGCCGCCAGAAUCUGCUCCGCGCUGCUAAAUACGCCAAGAAGUACCUGCGUAUCGAGCGGGAUGUGGUUGAGAAAGCCCGGGAAGCCAAAAAGGCCGGCAACAUCUACAUUCCUGCUGAGCCCAAGGUUGCGUUCGUGAUGCGAAUCCGCGGUAUCAACAAGGUUGCCCCGAAGGUCCGCAAGGUUCUGCAGUUGUUCCGCCUGCGCCAGAUCAACAACGCCACGUUCAUCAAGCUGAACAAGGCCACUAAAAACAUGCUGCGGAUCGCGGAACCCUACAUUACCUACGGUUACCCGAGCCUGAAGUCAGUCCGCCACCUGAUCUACAAGCGUGGCUUCGUCAAGCACCGACACAGCCGCAUCCCGAUCACCGAUAACUUUGUGAUCGAGCGUAAGCUGCGCGCCGGCUACAAGCUGCAGUGCGUGGAAGAUCUGGUGUACCAAAUCUACACCGCCGGUCCACUUUUCCGCAAAGUGAACAACUUCCUGUGGCCCUUCAAGCUGAACACCCCCACCGGUGGAUGGCGCAAGAAGAACAACCACUACGUCGAGGGCGGAGACUUCGGCAACCGGGAAGACAAGAUCAAUGAACUUAUCCAGCGUAUGAUCUAAGCGAGUUGAAUUGUAUGGUUCCGAAGAAGGAAGUGAGCGAGGGUUAUAAUAAAACACAUACCUUUAAAAAAACUGAA
Molecule: messenger RNA, 999 nt
Organism: Uranotaenia lowii
Lineage: Eukaryota; Metazoa; Arthropoda; Insecta; Diptera; Culicidae
Gene: RpL7
Product: 60S ribosomal protein L7
Exons: 3
Coding region: 125-922 (265 amino acids)
Biological process (GO): maturation of LSU-rRNA from tricistronic rRNA transcript (SSU-rRNA, 5.8S rRNA, LSU-rRNA)
Cellular component (GO): cytosolic large ribosomal subunit
Molecular function (GO): structural constituent of ribosome; RNA binding
Source: RefSeq, a predicted model, not a curated record